Messenger RNA from Penicillium longicatenatum, 1626 nucleotides. RefSeq lists its product as uncharacterized. The record is from RefSeq and is a predicted model, not a curated record. Gene Ontology annotation, molecular function: carbohydrate:proton symporter activity. NCBI's taxonomy places the organism in Eukaryota, Fungi, Ascomycota, Eurotiomycetes, Eurotiales, Aspergillaceae. Gene Ontology annotation, biological process: transmembrane transport; carbohydrate transport. The transcript has a single exon. The coding region runs from base 1 to 1626 and encodes 541 amino acids. Gene Ontology annotation, cellular component: membrane.
AUGAAGGACAUAAAACCGAGCGCCCAACAUGUCGAGGACGAUGUCGAUGUGCACCUUGACAUGGACAACGUCGUCCACGAUGCCAAAAUCGCGACCGAGAAGGAACAUAAUAUGAGUCUGUGGAGGGGUUUGAAGCUCUACCCCAAGGCUGUUGGAUGGUCGAUUCUCAUCUCCACUGCCAUCAUCAUGGAAGGUUAUGACGUUGUUCUGAUGGGCUCUUUCUACGGGUACCCGGCGUUCAACAAGAAAUAUGGCCAUCUCAUGUCGAACGGUUCCUACGGUCUCUCUGCCGCGUGGCAGUCAGGCCUAUCCAACGCCAUGAACUGCGGACAGAUCCUGGGCCUCUUUAUAAACGGAAUAUUGUCGGAAAGGUUCGGAUACCGCCGGACGAUGAUGGGAUCGCUCAUCGCUACUACCGCCUUUAUCUUCAUUCUUUUCUUUGCACACAAUGUACAGACUCUCCUCGUCGGCGAGAUCCUAAUGGGCAUUCCACUUGGUGUUUAUCAAACCCUCAGUGUCACAUAUGCCUCGGAAGUCUGCCCGGUUGCUCUCCGUGCCUAUCUCACGACCUACGUCAAUCUCUGUUGGGUUAUCGGUCAGCUUAUUGCCUCUGGUAUAUUAAAAGGCCUGGCUGGACGGACAGACCAGUGGGCGUACCGUAUCCCCUUUGCUAUCCAGUGGAUCUGGCCAGUGCCCAUCUUUAUUGGUGUCGUUCUAGCGCCAGAAAGCCCAUGGUGGCUGGUUCGGAAGGGUCGAACUGAGGACGCUGUCAACGCCCUUAUACGGCUGACCUCCAAGGUGGACGAGGAUUUCGAUGCGCGCGAGACAGUGGCAAUGAUGGUCCAUACCAAUGAAAUGGAAAAAGAGAUUACUUCUGGCACAUCCUACUGGGACUGUUUCCGUGGUCAUGAUUUACGCCGUACGGAGGUAUCAUGCUUGAUAUGGGCAGCUCAGAACCUGUGUGGUUCUGGUUUGAUGGCCUACUCUACAGUCUUCUAUCAGCGCGCUGGACUUGCUGUGUCACAGUCCUUCAACAUGUCUCUGGGGCAGUAUGCAAUUGGAUGUGUCGGCACAGUUUUGUCUUGGGUUCUUAUGUCAUACUUCGGCCGCCGAACCUUGUACGUUUAUGGCCUGGUCAUACUGUGCACCCUACUCCUUAUCGUGGGCUUUAUAUCCGUGGCUCCCGAGAGCUCUGCAACCUCAUGGGCGACCGGCUCAAUGUUGCUCGUAUAUACUUUCUUUUACGACUCGACCGUUGGACCGGUCUGCUACUCUUUAGUUUCCGAGAUACCGACUACCCGGCUCCGUAUCAAGACUGUUGUCCUCUCCCGGAAUUUGUACAACUGCUUCAGCAUUGUGAAUGGCGUUAUUAUCCCGUAUAUGUUGAAUGUUGAUGCUUGGAACUGGCGCGGCAAGGCAGGAUUCUUUUGGGGUGGCCUUGCUCUCAUUUGCUGUGUUUGGUCCUACUUUCGAGUUCCUGAACCACGUGGCCGCACCUAUGCUGAGAUGGAUGCUCUCUUCGAGCAGAAGGUGCCUGCGCGGAAGUUUGCAUCUACAAAUGUUGACCUAUUCCACGAUGACACGGCUGCGAAUAAGGAAGUAAAGUCGACCUCACCGCGUCCGUGA